Messenger RNA from Plodia interpunctella (Indianmeal moth), 1475 nucleotides. It is a transcript of the gene CPG17, whose product is annotated as zinc transporter 7-like. The record is from RefSeq and is a predicted model, not a curated record. The transcript has 4 exons. The coding region runs from base 136 to 381 and encodes 81 amino acids. Lineage: Eukaryota; Metazoa; Arthropoda; Insecta; Lepidoptera; Pyralidae.
CACGAGUGUUGAGGUCAGAAUGACAUCUUGUAGGUCCCAUAAAUCCGUAUAUAAGACGAGAUCUGCCCUUAGAUCAUCAGUGUGGGGACUUUUAGUGAUAAAAUCAGUGGUGAAUUGAGAAAUAAUACUUACAAAAUGAACAGCUUUUUGGUUUUUGCUCUGGCAUUGAUUGCUGUAGCUGCUGUUGCGCCAGAAGCUUCAGCGGGGCAUGAUUACGCUGGGCAUGGUGGCCACGGAGGGGACUAUGGUCAUGGCGAAGUUCACCAAGGGAAUGGAGGACAUGAAAAGGACCACGGCCAUGGGGACUUUAAACACGGCCAUGGGCAUGACCAACAUGGCGGACACGGAGGCAACGACCACAGUCAACAUGGCGGCCAUUAAAUUUACUGAUUCGUACCGAAACUAUUGGACUAUACUCAAUAUACCUAAUGUUUUUUAAAACUGUGCUUUUGAUUUACCUCGUAUUUUUUCUUAUUUGACAAAGACAUGUCCUAUUUCUUAUUCCCCUAUUUAUAUUGUACUUAUGUAAGUAAUAUUUGAUUCGUUUUUAUAAAAAAAUGUGUUGAUGCUUCUUAUAGGCUGUUGAUUACAAUUAAUAUGGGAUUAACAAUGUUGAAAUCACAUUUUAUGAUAGAAAUAACCAAUUGUUAUUUAAAAAGGUUUUUACUUUCCUACACUACAGAGUACCUAAUAAAUAAAUUGUAGUUACAAAAACGUAUAAGACACACAAUGACAAUUUUUUUGAAAAUUGAUCUCGUAUCAUGUCAUUUCGUAUUAGAAGCAUAACACUAAACACUUUUAUAGUUUUUAAUACAUCGAGAUUAUAUCAGUAUUAAGAGAUUAAUGAAAUCAAUUUAAAAAGGGAAAUGGAUUGAAGACUGUAGAUAUUCUCAUCACAAACUUUACUAAAUGUGAGAAUGUUUUGUCUAAUUUCAUUGUUAUGGUGGAAAUUGCGUGUUAAUUAGCUAUUGAUGGCUUAAUUGCGUUUAAUGGUUCAUGCCAUUUAUAUAAGGACAUGUGAGGAUGUUCAGGAUGUCAUUGUUAAAGGAACAGCUUGAUAAUGUCUCGGGUUGUGUUUCUCGUGUGCGUGCUGAUGUUGGCAUCCGUGGCUGUCAGCCUGGACAUGCCCGGGGACUUGAAACAGCCUGACCAGAAGCUUCCCGACGCACCCAAGCUACCCGACGCUCCCAAACUGCCUGAUGCCCCCAAACUGCCCGACACCAAGCUGCCCAGUUUAGGCAGAAAAUAAUAGCAAAAAUCGAUUGAAUCUACCCAAAAAACUGACCUAAGCUAAGCAAGGCUUUUUGGCACGAAUGUCGCAGAUCUAUUUGGAUGUUGUCAAAAUUCUGGCUAGCCGUAUUAUUGUACAAAAUGUAACUGCAUAGUACCUAGAUUUUGUUGAAAAUUUGUGCUGAACAAGCCGAGUAAUAUAUAUAAUUAAUUGUGUAUGAAGCAAUAAAGUAAGCUGCAGCUAA